AUGUCCGCCUUCGAAAUCAUCACCGGCUUCCUUCCCCACCUAUUCUACUCUCAAUUCUUCGUCACGCCCAAAUACCCAUUCGAAGACUUAACAGGCAAGACUGUCAUCGUCACGGGAGCGAAUACCGGUCUAGGCAAAGAAGCGGCUCGACACUUUGUGCGUCUCAAUGCCGAGAAAGUCAUCAUAGCUUGCAGAACAGUCGAGAAAGGCGAAGCCGCGAAGAACGAUAUCGAGCGCUCAACUGGCCGUACUGGAGUUAUCGAGGUCUGGAAGCUUGAUUUGCAGGAUUACGACAACGUCAAGGCGUUUGCGAAGAAAGCGGAGGGGUUAAAGAGGCUGGAUAUUGUGAUUGAGAAUGCUGGCAUCAAUACUUCGAAAUUCGUCAAGGCAGGCGGGAACGAGUCGACCAUCACAGUCAAUGUCACUUCGACGUUCUUGCUGGCUUUGCUCUUGCUUCCUAAGCUUCAACAGUCGGGGAAGGUUAAUGCUGUCACGCCCACACUCACUAUCCUCCCCGAAAAAUCUGCACCUUCGGUCUUCGAGACGCUGAAUGAUGAGAAGACCGCUCGUAUGGAUCAACGCUACGCGACCUCGAAGCUCCUGGAAGUGUUUGCUUGUCGAGAGAUUGCACGCCAGCAUCCUAUCGACCAGCUAGGCGUUACGAUCAACUUCGUCAACCCAGGCUGGUGCCACAGCGAACUAGCACGCGAGAUCGACAGCGCAGUCUUCCGCGCCAUCACAAGGGUGUUCUGCCGAACGACCGAGGUGGGCAGUCGCACGCUCGUGAAUGCUGGUCUUAGUGGUAAGGAGACACAUGGGAAGUACUUGAGCGACGACACAAUCACGCCUUGUGCUCCGUUGGUGGAGGGAAAGGGUGGUGCUGAGCUCCAGAGUAAGAUUUGGAGGGAGUUGGUCGGGCAGCUUGAGGGUAUCCAGCCGGGUAUUACGAAGGUGUUGGAGGUGUAG
Messenger RNA from Recurvomyces mirabilis, 966 nucleotides. RefSeq lists its product as uncharacterized. Bases 1 to 966 code for a protein of 321 amino acids. The record is from RefSeq and is a predicted model, not a curated record. The transcript is spliced from 5 exons. NCBI's taxonomy places the organism in Eukaryota, Fungi, Ascomycota, Dothideomycetes, Mycosphaerellales, Teratosphaeriaceae.